This is a messenger RNA of Paramecium primaurelia, 1361 nucleotides long. The record is from the annotation of a GenBank genome assembly. Lineage: Eukaryota; Ciliophora; Oligohymenophorea; Peniculida; Parameciidae.
AUGGAAGAUUAGUGGUUUCUAAAUGGAAAGAAAGUAAUAAAAUAACAAAUGCUUUCAAAAUCAUCACAUCAGAUAAUUAAUGGUGUCUCAAUAACAUUAGAAGCUUCAUUUGGAUGCUUAUAGAAUCCAAUAAGAAAGAACUGUAUGUUUGUGAAUGAUGACACACUCAUGUUUAUAAGUGGCAAGCAUAUAGUGCUCUAUGACAUAAUUAGAAAGAGAUAAACAUACAUAAUGAAGAGCGCUGAAGAUGAAGUGGUUUAAGCAUUGAGUUUUCAUGUUUCACAUGGAUAAAAAUUGUUCAUUGCAAUAGCAUUCAAAUCAACAAGCAAGAUUCUUCCCACCGUCAAGGUAUAUAAUAGAAAAAAGAAGCGAUUCUAUUAAUGUGUACACUCUCAUUUAUUACCUAAUAGUAAUAUUCAUGAGAUUCUGUUUAUUAAUGAUGGAAAGGUACCAUAUAGAUUGAUAAUUAGCAUCUAAUCUCAUUGUCAACUUAGGAGGAUGGUUAUGGAAUGAGUUUGUUUGCAGUUAGUAAAGAAGUUUCACUUUCUUAUACUCUCAUAAAAUAAAAAAUUAAUAUGCUAGAAUCUAUUAGUGAUUUCGAAUUUUUUCUGAUAGGACCAUAAUUUCUGACAUCAUAUAAAUAUUAAGCUGAUAUUAGUGGCUUAGAAAUUUAGAAUAAUUUAAUAACUGUACUAGAGCUAUAAUUAGAUGAAAAUAUAGUGGGAGUUUGUUAUAAUUCUGAAAAGAAAUAUGCCAUUGUUGCAACUAGCAAAAACAAUCUCAUCAUGAUUAAAGGAGAUAAGAAUGUCGCAAAAUUCGAAUUACAAACACAAUAGAAAGAAUCAAAUCAUUUAUUAUGUAAUCAUCAUUAGAUAUCAAUUAUAGAAUAAAUUAAUAAGGAUAAAAAUAAACCAACUGAAUAAGAGAAAUUAGUGAAUGUUCGAAUCUCUACUAUAGCAAAGACCAACAAAGGAUUCAUAAUUGGUUUAAUAGGGAAGCCUGCAUUAUAAGUUUAUGAAAUUGAAUAAGAUGCUUCAGAACAAGAACAAUAUAUUUUAAAUUUGGUCGGUUCUUACUUUAUAAAGGAUGAACAUAUUUAUGGAAUUNUAUAAGAGAUUUAGAAGAAAGUGGAAAAGCAUUUAAUGGCUAGGGGUCAAUAUCAGUUGCUUAAUUAGAGGUUAGAAAUAAUUUUCUUAUUGAUGUUGUUAAAAGUUUGGAUUAAAAUUUAUUAUUGGUCGAAAAAUUAGUAAAAAGGGGGAAAGAGUAAACUAUGUAAACAAAGAUUAGAGGGAAAUGAAAUUGUAUUUUACAAAUUUUCAUUACAAUUAUUGUUAUAAUUUAUCUCUUUUGCGCUUUUGUGA